UGAGACACUGCAGGCUCGAGAUAUUUUAGCUGCUCAAAGAAAGGAUUUGAAGGAUGAGAUUGAAAGGCUAGAUAAAGAAAUGUUAACCAUCGAACAAACAAUUGACAACUCUCGGGGUAAUGUGAAGUUGGUCCAAACGCGAAUGGAGAACAGGAAAUUCAGGCCACGAAUUGAAUUGUGCAGAGAUAAUGCCACAGUGGGACUGGAGGAAGAACUAAGGCAUGUUGUUGAAUCAAGAGAGUACUUGGCUCAGAAACUACGUGACAUCAAGAACAUGCUCAACAGAGUUCAGCAACAUCUUCAUGAAGUUGAAGAUGACCUCCAACGUAAAGAGCGUUCUUUAGCGAUAGAGACCACGUGCUUGGAGAUACACGAGCGCCCUUCUAAGUCACCGUACCAGAUGGACAUAGCGUGGUUAGCUCCGAUGAAUACUACUGCUACAUCUCAGUAUGCCGAUCAAUGUAUCAAACGGGGAAAUAAUCAAAGAAUUAUAGAUCAUCAUGUAGAAGUAUGCACGCCGAAGCUAGAAAAAGCAUAUUCUGACAGGUGCAAGGUGACUGAACAAAAUAAAGCAGAGUAUGACUUAGUGGACUAGAUAACAUCUUAAUCACAUGCAAGUUAUUAGUUUGAACAUCGAAAUUAUAGCAUUUGGAAUAAAAAUAGCACACUAGUUAAUUUAAAUAACUAA
Molecule: messenger RNA, 688 nt
Organism: Stegodyphus dumicola
Lineage: Eukaryota; Metazoa; Arthropoda; Arachnida; Araneae; Eresidae
Product: tektin-B1-like
Biological process (GO): cilium movement involved in cell motility; cilium assembly
Cellular component (GO): microtubule cytoskeleton; nucleus
Source: RefSeq, a predicted model, not a curated record